AUGGCAACUCGAUCCUAUCAUAGGGAUGGGACCAGGACCAGUGCUGUGGAUAUGGCCAACCAUGGUGCCCAGAAUGAUUCUCUACUGGAGAUCACCACUGCCGCACACACACGUUGUGGUCGGAAUUAUGGGAUCCUCGUCUUUAAAGAUAUACCGGCCGCAUUCCGGAUAGUGGAACGUUUUGAGCAACUUCAGCAACUUCAGCAGGAGCAACUUCAGCGGGAUCUCAAUGGCGAGCAAUCGCACGGUAUGAUGGACGACAAUACCAUUAAUGGAUACAAUGGCGAGCAAGAGCGGCAUAGAGACGCGAAUGGUGGCACGGGACCAGAGACGAGUUUAGACUCGGGAGAAAGUGACGAGGAUGAUGCGGAGCCCUUUGGGUACAUCCCACUUGACCAAGGAAACAGCAUCGACAUGGAUGAGGACGAUAACAGCGAAGAUGACCAAGAAUGCGAGGACGCAGGUUACGGUCAGAUGUUUAGCGACGGAGAGGGCGAUCAGGACGACUUCCAGGACGAUGACGAUGACGAUGAGAGUCAAGGAUACGACGGGUAUCUUCGCACGGCUGGCCGCGAUGGAAUAAUACCUGUACCGGUGAUCCCACAGGCGGUCGAGAUUGAACUGGAGGACGAUGAACGGGCGGUAGAAGAGAUCCCAGAAGAGGAUCUGAAGACGAUUGCGAUGGUGAUGAAGUCGUUCUCGCUACCGGCUCCCGACUGGGCAAAGUCGAUUCCGGAGGAACGUUGGCUGCCGAGGGUUGUGCAGCAAGCUGAGGCUGGCAGGACGCCGUCUUCCUCAGGAGCUGGAUCCAGCUCUGGACAGUCUCUCGAUGGAGCAGAACCGCUGCCAUAG
Gamsiella multidivaricata is the source of this 852-nucleotide messenger RNA. RefSeq lists its product as uncharacterized. The transcript is spliced from 3 exons. The record is from RefSeq and is a predicted model, not a curated record. NCBI's taxonomy places the organism in Eukaryota, Fungi, Mortierellomycota, Mortierellomycetes, Mortierellales, Mortierellaceae. The coding region runs from base 1 to 852 and encodes 283 amino acids.